Messenger RNA from Symbiodinium sp. CCMP2456, 1653 nucleotides. NCBI's taxonomy places the organism in Eukaryota, Dinophyceae, Suessiales, Symbiodiniaceae. The record is from the annotation of a GenBank genome assembly.
AUGGGUUCCGAUGCUGGCGGCGAUGUUGAAGCAAGACUGCGGUUGUCGCAGUUGGUCGAAUUUGGCCAGAAGAUGGCCGAAAGCCUGCCGGAGCAUAUGAAGGAUGCACUGUGCACCCCCGUUGGCGAGCCGAACGAACCGCUCGUGACGGAUCGCCCGAAUGCCAAGAAGUCUCCCGAAACUUGGUUGUUGGAGAACCGAUGGAUUUUGAAUCGGUUCUUGGAUAUGGAAGAUUGGCAAGUUCGCUCACCUUCUAUAUACGAGGUGCAGGUGGUGCUGGAAACCUUCAAUGCAAAGCUCAAGGAACUCGAUGAUGAGUAUGUCGUCCAGGUCUCCCGCAUCCGGGCUUUGUGGUCGAAGAUGAGAAAGAUGUGGUCGAAUACUCCGGGCAAGUCCCGGCACUACCACAUCCAGGCUCCACCUGAGGGGCGGCCGGUGGCCACUCCGGUCGUUGACUGUAUGAGGGUGAGGAACCGCAGCAGCCCAUCGGGCAAAGAGGUUUCGAAGUCGAGGAGCCGGAGCCCCCGAUCAUUGCUGGAGUCCUCAGAGGACUCGGAUGAGGAGGCAGCUGCGGGUUGUAAUCGGAAGAAGAGCCGAAGCGACCGAGUGCAGCCUCUGGAGGCCUCGGAUGAGGAGGCAGCUAUGGUUUGUAAUCGGAAUCUGAAGCGCCACCCCUCGUCGGAAGAGGAGUCCAGCGACUCCGAAACGAUGGUGUCUGCCGGCAUGCUGAGGAAUUCCAUGAACGGGGAGAGCAUCUUUAAUUUCAUGAGUGGGAGCAAGCCUGUUGCCGAUGGUGAAAAGCCAGCAGCUGCGGAUGAUGAACCCAGUGAUCGGUUUGAGCAGUGGGAUCCGGACGCUGACGAUGCCGAGAAGGAGCACUUCACGGCCGAAAGCUUCGAUUGGGAUGCAAUACUUAAGGAGCACCCGGAGUAUGCGAUCUCCGAGGCUAGAUUUGACGAAGCCGUGAAGAAUAUUUGGGCUGAUCCCCCGAAGCCUGUUCCAGUUGCAGGAGAUGACAAGCCGAAGAAAACAGCAAAGAAGAAGAUUACGAAAAGCCGCAGGCGACAGCUGCUUUUGCAGAACUUGAAGACCAAGGCCGAGCCGGACGAUUCGAAGAAUCCCAAAGCUUCCCCCUCAAAGCCCGACAAGUCCGAUAUCCCCGAGAAGUCCGGUACCUCAGCCAAGAAACCUUCCCCCUCAAAGCCCGGGACAAAGCCAGCAACCGCGGGUGGCUUUUCUGCAUUUUGGUUUAACCACAUGCAAUAUUUGAUGGUAUUGGUUGUGUGGGGUGUAGUCGAACGCAUGAUGGCAAGUCGAGGUGAUGUGGAACCGCUCGGCGAGCUGAUGCAAAGCUUCCUGCCGGAGUACCAUGCCAUGAUUAAGGGGCUGCCUCGAGAGCUUCAGCCGACGAGUGUCGUCCACGGCCAGCACUCGUAUACUGUGUUGCUGGGCGAAAAGUUUGAAAUCCUUACAGUGUGCAAGCUUCAUCGGCUACUGGACAACAAGUACAAGUGCGAGAUCUUGCUUCGGCAGAAAGCAUUGAAGCCCAAGGGAGUGGAUCAAGAACAUGGAAGAUCGAUCUCUUUGCGGAUUGGUGUGAAGGAGGCAUGGGAGCAGCUGAACCAUGCUCUGGGGAGGGUGGUCUCCAAGUGA